Molecule: messenger RNA, 1521 nt
Organism: Apis florea (little honeybee)
Lineage: Eukaryota; Metazoa; Arthropoda; Insecta; Hymenoptera; Apidae
Product: glutaminyl-peptide cyclotransferase
Molecular function (GO): zinc ion binding; glutaminyl-peptide cyclotransferase activity
Source: RefSeq, a predicted model, not a curated record
GUCAUGUAAGAGUUUCAAGAUGGCGACGUGAAUUUAACAUCUACAAUGGCUACUUCGCGGCAUUCAUUGUCAGUUCAAUAUAAGUUUGUAACGGUGUAGGAAGAUGAUGAACUUUAUUUCGCAAUUUUUUUUAAUUUCUAUCAGUAUUUUAAUAAUCGACUCAAAUAUUGUGACACAAAAAAGUUUUCAAAAUGAAAAGUACAAUCACAAGUCGACCGAGUUAUCAAGAAAUCAAAUAAUCAAAUUGUCAAAUCUGUCAAAUGUUAGUCAUUUAAAUGAAAUUUUAGAUAACAUAUGCAUUGUGAGAAUUGUUGGAACACCAGAACAUACAAAAGUAAAAAAUUAUAUCAAGAAGUCAUUGGAAGAUCUUAAUUGGACUGUGGAAAUUGAUAGUUUUAAAGAUAAUACUCCAAUUUUUGGUCCUUUAGAAUUCAAAAAUAUAAUUGCAAAGUUAAAUCCCAACGCAAAAAGAUAUUUGGCAUUGGCUUGCCAUUAUGAUUCAAAGUAUACUAAAGAAAGGAAUUUUAUUGGUGCUACAGAUAGUGCAGUACCAUGUGCUCAAAUGAUUAAUUUAGCUAAAGUUAUGAAGAAUUAUUUAGAAUCUAUAAAAAAUAAUGAUAUCAGUUUAAUGUUUAUAUUUUUUGAUGGUGAAGAAGCUUUUAAAGAAUGGGGUCCAAAAGAUUCUAUCUAUGGUGCAAAGCAUUUAGCUAAAAUUUGGCAUAAUAAUUAUACUAAUUUUAAAGAUGGAGAAAAUAUUUCUGAAUUAGAUAAAUUAGAUUUACUAGUUUUGUUAGAUUUAAUAGGUGCACCAGAUCCAACAUUUUAUAAUUACUUUAGCAAUACAGAAAAAUGGUAUUCCAUACUAAUAAACGCUGAAACUAAAUUAGCUUCUUUAAGAAAGUUUGAGUCAUAUUCUUAUGGACAACCUACACAAACGUACUUUCAACCAUAUUCUGUAGAAGCCUAUAUUGAGGAUGACCAUAUUCCUUUCUUACAUCGUGAUACUCCUAUCCUUCAUUUGAUACCGUAUCCUUUCCCAAUUGUUUGGCAUAAAUCAAGUGAUAAUCGUAAUAACAUUGAUUUAAAAACAACAGAAAAUAUAAAUAAAAUUCUAAGAAUUUUUGUAGCUUCAUAUUUACAUAUUAAUAUAUAAUUCCUAAUUAAGAAAUUUUUAUAUUGUUAUAAGACAUUUAUUUUUAAUAUUGCAUAACAAUAUUAUAGAAAAAUAAUAUAAAAUAAUAUAAUAAUAAUAAUAUAAAUAAUAUAAAAUUAAAUAACAUAUAUACGUAAAAGUAAUGAUAUUUUAUGAUAAACUUUGAACAAAAAUUUGAAAUUAUUUUUAAGAUUAAUUUAUAACUUUUAUAGUUUGAAAAUUUAUAUGUUGCAAUUUUGUACUCUAUACAUAUGCCUUUUGUAAGAUAAAUUAUUGUUAAACAAAUUAUUGUAAAUUUAAUAUUAUGUAUUUAUAUGUACAAAUUUACAUAUAUAAAAAUAGAAAAAACUCAUGUAUAUGAAAAAAAA